CUCCCAGGUUCACUUUGUUGGUUUUAAUUAGGCAUUUCUAAGGAAAACAGGAUAUGAAUGAAGAAAUAGUAAUGCAAUCCUUGGAAGAUUUGCAUCUCAGUAAAAGCAGCUGGCUCUUAGACCACUAAUGGUUCAUUUGCCACAGUGGGGAAAUUAAAAUAGGAAAUAUCUUUUCUGGCUUGGUACUGGUGCCUACUUGUACAUUACAAUAGUUUUCCUUGCUCCCAGCAUCAGCACUGCAUCUCCUGAGUCCUCAAUGAGUAAAGAUGCUUCGGAUAGUCUUUUUUUCUUCUGUCGUUGUCUCUGAAAUUUUAACUUUUGUAGGACUCAUUGUGAAUCUCUUCAUUGUAGUGGUCAGUUACAAGACUUGCAUCAAAAGCCACGGGAUCUCUUCUUCUGACAGACUCCUGUUCAGUUUGGGCAUCACCAGAUUUUUUAUACUGUUACUGAAUGUUGUUGUCAUCAUCUCUCCAAAUGUGGAAAGGUCAGUCUCCUUAUCCUAUUUUUUCCUGUCAUGUUGGAUGUUUUUGGACUCUAGUAGUCUUUGGUUUGUAACCUUGCUCAACGUCUUGUAUUGUGUGAAGAUUGCUAACUACCAACACUCAGUGUUUCUCCUGCUGAAACGAAAUCUCUCCACCAAGAUGCCCCGGCUGCUGCUGGUCUGUAUGCUACUUUCUGUCUUCACCACUCUCCUGUAUGUUAUGCUCAGAAAGUUGGCACCCUCUCUUGAAUUUGUGACUAUGAGAAAUGGCACAGUAUUUGACAUCAAUGAGGGACUCUUGUCUUUGGUGACUCCUUUGGUCUUGAGCUCAUUUCUCCAAUUCAUCAUUAAUGUGACUUCUGCUUCUUUGUUAAUCAAUUCCUUGAAGAGACAUAUACAGAAGAUGCAGAGAAGUGCCACUGUUCUUUGGAAUCCCCAGACUGAAGCUCAUGUGGGUGCUAUGAAGCUGAUGAUCUGUUUCCUCAUUCUCUACAUUCCAUAUUCAGUUGCUACUCUGCUCCAUUAUCUCCCUCCUUCUAUAGGGAUGGAUUUGAGAACCAAGUCUAUUUAUGUUAUUACGUCCACCAUUUACCCUCCAGGACAUUCUCUUCUUAUUAUUCUCACACAUCCUAAACUGAAAACAAAAGCAAAGAAUAUUCUUUGUUUCAAUAAAUAGUGGGAUUUCAAUAAUAAAUGGUGCUAAAGUCACCUCAGGGGGAGCAAGAUUUUCUUUGUUGGUAGUUUUCCCAGUGAUCUGAGAAAUUCAUUUUUGUAAUUACUGAUCUGACUCCAUAAACCUUUAAGUGCCUGUAUUUCAGUUAAUUCUACAAUAUAUUGUUUAGUAAUAUUCUAAAAUCAGGCACUUUCUAUAAGGAACUUGUUGGAGGCAUUGCUUAUUGUGUGUUUUGCAUGGGCAUCACAUCCCUGGAUCAUGGAAAUCACCACACUGUUCCACUGGCUACUGAAGUGUAAUGGGUAGUUCCCCCAAAUUAAGCAAUAUAUUAGAGGUCACUUCAUUAGUUAAAUUUUUGAAGUUUAGCUGAGGAACCCUGGGUAAGGGAUCAGCAAUGGGUAAAUGGUCAUCGGGAGCCACUCAACUGGCUUAGGCAUAACAAGAGGGUGCAGCGAGGAAAAGAGGAAGGGAAAGUUUCAGAGAGACAAGAGAGGAAAGAGAAACAUCAAAGGAGAUAGGUGUACAUUAUGUUAGAUGUAGAAAAAAGGGUCCUCAACUUGCUGAGGGACAGUAACUGCCAGGAAACUUAGGACUGAAUUUCUACUUUUGUUCUGGAAAAAAGGGGAGGGCCAGAAUUGAUGGGUGGAGGGAAGUGACCAGCAUUAAAGAAGCCCAAUCCAGGAUGCCUUUAAGGAUCUUCAAAUCUGGGAAGCCAAGUUCAGAAGCAUAUGCCAAAGAGUGAAAUCAACACAUUCUGAGUGCCACUUUACAAAAGAUUUGACCCUUUUAUGAUACGGACUUCAGUAGAAAGCUGAGAGGAGUCACUGGACUGGUGAUGGAAACACCUGACCUUUGGUGAACUUCCGUCAUCUCUGUGUGAAUUUAUGUACUGAAUUUUAUGGGCACUGCAUAAUUCUCCAGAAUGUUGCUCUUUCUGUUUAUUUGUUUGUUUGGAACAGCAGGACUGUGGCUACAGAGGAAUAGAAAUCUGAAGUUGAAAUACUGAUGUUUUGAAAUGGGAUUUGGGAAAUAGUAAUUUAUAUAGUUUUUUGUGUGUUUACAGGAUAUGUAAUAUUUACACAUCUCAAAAUGAUCUUAUUAAAAUAACAUUUUCCUUAUUAAAAAUUAUCCCAAGAAAUCUCCAAAUUUUACAGUCUACCUGAUAUUUCUCAUCCCAGCCACCAGAAUCUUGACUAUUCAGUAAGAUUACCCAAACCAAUAUUUUAUACUCCAAAACUUGGAGAUAUCUGUUAGAUUAGAAUCUGAAGAUUAGGAGAUAAAAGGAUUGCUGAGAGUGAUUAAGCUGCACUAUGACAUCAUAACUCUGAAGGAAUAGCAGAAACCCUGAUGGACCCCAACAUCUUUUCUUUUCCCCCAUAAAUUCAUAGUUACAGAAUUUUUAGCUACUUAGAAUUCUGGUAGCUUUCUCUUGUAAUUAGGUAUUGCCAUAUGAUUGAGUUCUGCCAAUACAGUAUGAGCAGAAGCUAUGUAUAUGAUUUCUAGGAGGUGCCCCCAGAAUGGGUGUUAAUAGAUGCUUGCCUUCCUUUUUCCCCUUCUCCUUUUCUGUGGGCUGGAACACUGAUACAGGGAUUGGCUGUCUUGCAUCACAGAUGAGGUGACGGCCUGGGGAUAGUGGAGCAGAUUUUCAUCCUAGACUUGGCUGUUUGGUUCCUAACACUGUGGAACUGCCUUACCUUAACUCCAGGACUGUUUAUGAAAAAUAAACAUCUCCAUUCUUUUCCACUCUAUAGUUUGAUGUUUCUAUUGCCAUACUCAAAUAACUUAUGCUAUACCGUAAGUAUGUACAAUAGCAUAUAUCUUUAUGAUGAAGUAAUGUGUAGCUAUUUA
This is a messenger RNA of Bubalus bubalis (water buffalo), 3002 nucleotides long. RefSeq names its product taste 2 receptor member 4 (gene TAS2R4). Gene Ontology annotation, biological process: G protein-coupled receptor signaling pathway; detection of chemical stimulus involved in sensory perception of bitter taste; sensory perception of taste. The transcript has a single exon. The record is from RefSeq and is a predicted model, not a curated record. Gene Ontology annotation, cellular component: membrane. NCBI's taxonomy places the organism in Eukaryota, Metazoa, Chordata, Mammalia, Artiodactyla, Bovidae. Bases 267 to 1157 code for a protein of 296 amino acids. Gene Ontology annotation, molecular function: bitter taste receptor activity; G protein-coupled receptor activity.